AAAUUACUCUGCUACAUUCAAGAAGAAAUUCAUGAAAAAUUACAUGUCUGCCUAUAACACUAGAGCAUUCUGAAAGAGAAGUCUAAUUUAAUUUGUCUGGACCCACAUGGCUCCAGAAGCCCCUGCCAGAAGCAGAGGCACUGCAGGAGACUCAGGAGGAGUUCCGCAGGAGACCAUCAGUUGCACACCGUGUGAUUCAACUACAGAGACAGCCUGCUCCUUACCACCAGACCAGGAGGAUGCAUGUGAGUGCAAAUCCACUGCCUUACCAACUAAUGCCUGUGCCGAAGCUCCUCAGAGAGCACAGGUGGAAACCAUUCAGUCUGGCAGCCUCCCUAAGAAAGCUCCCAGGGGGAAGAAAACCAUCCCGGCAGCCGCCAUGAGCAAGGAGGGUGGGGCAGCACAAAAACGCCGAGCUGCUGCUGCUGCUGCUAAGACUGCCUUACUCAGUGGGCAGGGAGACAAGGCACCUCUCCCUGAAGAGAUUGUCCUCCAGUACCCACUUGACCAGCUUACUUGUCCUGUGUGCGAAGAGCCAAAGAAGCAAUAUGCAAAGCACAGCACCCUUGUCACCCAUAUCACCCGGUACCAUGCACCGGUUUGUUAUCUGUGCGAACAGUGCUCUUCAAAAUUUAAGAACCUUCUUGCUCUCAAGAAGCACAAGACAUCAGGUUGCACGACUAGCCCACCCAGCGAUUUACCUCCAUCCCAAGCCCAUCCCAAGCCACAUCUAUGGUCCAACAGCCUGCUGACCCUGAUAAAACACCAUCAGUACCACCUGCUAGCACUGUUUGCAUGA
Molecule: messenger RNA, 799 nt
Organism: Sceloporus undulatus (fence lizard)
Lineage: Eukaryota; Metazoa; Chordata; Lepidosauria; Squamata; Phrynosomatidae
Exons: 2
Coding region: 107-799 (230 amino acids)
Source: RefSeq, a predicted model, not a curated record